Messenger RNA from Cherax quadricarinatus, 1103 nucleotides. RefSeq names its product Ribosomal protein L22. The record is from RefSeq and is a predicted model, not a curated record. Gene Ontology annotation, molecular function: structural constituent of ribosome; RNA binding. Gene Ontology annotation, biological process: cytoplasmic translation. Lineage: Eukaryota; Metazoa; Arthropoda; Malacostraca; Decapoda; Parastacidae. Gene Ontology annotation, cellular component: ribosome.
AAAUAAUAAUAAAUUAAUAAAAAUUGGAUGAAAUAAUGUGUUAUUGUGGAUAUAAGUAUAGUGUGUGUUAGGGCGAGGCUGGAGCACCUCUCUCUCUCUCUCACUCAGCAACACCGUCAACAUGACAUCGGUAAAGUCUUCAGCAAAGAAGCCGCAGGCGAAGACCAUGGGUAAGUCCACGGCAAAAUCUGCGGAUAAGGCCAAAGCAAAGCCCACGGAUAAGGCCAAAGCAAAGCUCACAGAAGCCAAAGCAAAGCCUGCAGCGGCCAAAGCAAAGCCUGCAGAGGCCAAAGCAAAGCCUGCAGAGGCCAAAGCGAAGCCUGCAGAGGUCAAAGCAAAGCCUGCUGCAGAUAAGGCCAAAGCAAAGCCUGCUGCAGAUAAGGCCAAAGCAAAGCCUGCUGCAGAUAAGGUCAAAGCAAAGCCUGCUGCAGAUAAGGCCAAAGCAAAGCCUGCUGCAGAUAAAGCCAAAGCAAAGCCUGCUGCAGAUAAGGCCAAAGCAAAGCCUGCUGCAGAUAAGGCCAAAGCACAGCCUGCUGCAGAUAAGGUCAAGACAGAAAAGGUCAAGACAGAGAAGGUCAGGACAAAGGCCUCAGAAAAGAUCAAAACAAAGUUCACAGCUAAGACCACAACCAAGGCCGCUGGUGGCAAGAAGCCCCUAAAGCCACGUGCCCAGAUGAAGAAGAGCUUAGUUGCCAGGGGAAAGAUUACCAAGGGUCGUCGUGCCAAGAAACUACAGCUUAAGUUCCACAUAGACUGCCGUCAGCCCGUGGAGGAUGGAAUCAUGAAUGCUGCAGACUUUGAGACAUUUUUGCAGCAGCGUAUAAAGGUUAAUGGCAAGGUCAACAAUUUCUCCAAUCAAGUGUCAUUGGAACGAAAUAAGCACAAGAUCACGCUUAAUGCAGAUAUUUCCUUCUCCAAAAGAUACCUGAAGUACCUGACGAAGAAAUAUCUCAAGAAGAAUAACCUUCGUGAUUGGCUGAGAGUGGUGGCACCCCCCACUGCCAAGGACACCUACGAGCUCAGGUACUUCCAGAUCAACAAUGAGGAAGAAGAUGACGAUGAUGGUGACGAGUAAAUCACAGCUCAAUAAAAUGUGAAGUUUA